CUAGAGCGUAAUCAAUUGGACUCCAACUAAAAAGAAGUGGUGAUUUGGUUUCGGCCAAUUUUCUAUCUGUACGAAAAUCCCCUGAACCGGGGGAUUUCUUUUUUUUUCAGUCCGGACUGUGAAAAAAACUCAAAGAAAAUACAUUCGACCGUUGAAACUCUGAAAAGGCGUGAAAGCCAACGACAAAUGGCAAAUGCGGUAAGCCCACACACACCAUAUAGCAUCUCGAUGAGGGGGAGAAUGACUGAAACAUUCAAGGAACUGAAUAGACCGACUGUAACAAAAAUUGAAGAAACAAAUGGACCUCCGACUGUUAUAACUAAUUCAUUGCCAUUGGAUUUGAAAAGAUGUAACAUACGGCAUCACAGAUUGCAACAUGCAGAGAUGCAGCCGUUAGAGGAAGCUGUUAAAAUGGAGUUACAAUCUAUGCCAUCAAAGACCCCGGUGUCUGUCCUUCAGGAACUACUGAGUAGGAGAGGGACUAUACCAAAAUAUGAACUGGUACAGGUAGAAGGUGCCAUCCACGAGCCGACUUUCCGCUACAGGGUCACUGUAGGUGACUCGGUUGCAAUGGGUACGGGUAGAUCAAAAAAAGAGGCUAAGCAUUCAGCAGCAAAAUCGAUUCUUGACUGUCUCACAGGAAAUGCGGAUGGAACAGUCUUACCAAAUCCUCCAAUUCAAGAUCCUAAGAGCUCGGUGGGAAACCCAAUAGGGCUUUUACAAGAGCUUUGCAUGUCAAGGAGAUGGCCACCACCAGCCUAUAAAACUGAGUUUGAGGAGGGUCUUCCUCAUGAAAGGCAGUUCACUAUUUCAUGUGUCGUCUUUAAACACAAGGAAACUGGUACUGGUAAAUCAAAGAAAAUCGCCAAAAGGUUGGCUGCCCAAAAUAUGUGGCACAGAUUGAAAAGCAUUCCUUUUGACAAAAAUUCGCCUCACUGGAAUGAAGGCCUGGAUGAUGAUGAGCUGUUGGCUCGCCGUUAUAUGGAUUCUUCAAAUAAUAUUUCCGAAUGGGAGGAUUUGAGGACGUCCAAGAUAUCGACUUUAACUCCACAACAAACUAUCAAAAUAUCCCAGUUCCACAAAAAUCUCAAAUCAUCUGAAGGACCAAAAUUAAAUGAAUUGCAGAAUAUAACGCUUUCAUCUGAAAUCAACUAUGUUCAAUUUCUUAAGGAAAUUGGGGCUGAGCAAGAAUUUGUGGUAGCAUUUGUUGACAUUGAAGAAAAGUCAAUGACAGGUAAGUCUCAAUGCCUGGUACAAUUGUCAACAUUUCCCGUCGCCGUUUGUCAUGGGUCCGGUGCUACUCCAAAAGAGGCACAGGCUUUGGCCGCACUUGCUGCUCUUGAGUACCUAAAGCUGAUGACAAAGAAAUGAAAAAUUGAAAGGAUUCUAAUGGAUUUUUUUCUUUUGUUGGUAAAAAUUCAUUGCCUCUCAAUCAUUCAUUAAAUGAAAACAGGGGAUUUUCAAAUUGAUGGUUUUACCAUGUAAGGUGGCCCCGCUGCCCUAAUACGUUGUUCUACAGACCAUUGGCAGACAAAAGUAUUCGCCGUUGGGCCAAAUUGUCCAGAUAAUUCACUUUCAAUUAUGUAUUUAUCACAAAAUGUUUUUAUAGGGAAAGUUGGUAUAAAAACAAAAAUGAGAUUUUUUUCUGGACAUAUUGGCCAUUAUUCUUUUGAGAAAGUGUGCAAAUAAUAUACAAGCUAUACUUUGCAUAGAAUUAGUGGAUUUUUUUCUAACUGUAAGGUAACUGAAUUUGUGGAUUUUUAAUUUUCACUUCAUUAAAAUUGAACCAACAUGCUUUGAAGAAUUGUUCAUUAAUAUACCUUUAAGUAGGAAAAUAGGCAUUAUUUUAAUGCAAAGUAUAGAAGUUGUACUACCUUAAACAAUUUGUUUUUUAAUUUGUAAGGCUUUAUUGUAAUACAUAUGUAAUGUAAGAGAUGUUAUGCUUAGGAUUGUUCUAUUCCUUUAAAGUGAAAAAGUUUUGAUAAUAAAAUUAGUACUUUUAAAACCUAAUAGUUGGACCGUUAAAUAUAUAGUCAGCCAGUCGUUAAGAACAAGUUUAGUUCAAGUUAAAAGUUAUUGGGUCAUCUUAAAUUUUCUUCCUAUUUUAUUUUAUAAAAUUUCAACCAAAUUUUAAUUUAUGCCUUGCUUCAACUAUUUAAAAAA
Cimex lectularius (bed bug) is the source of this 2163-nucleotide messenger RNA. Its product is annotated as interferon-inducible double-stranded RNA-dependent protein kinase activator A homolog. Bases 187 to 1371 code for a protein of 394 amino acids. NCBI's taxonomy places the organism in Eukaryota, Metazoa, Arthropoda, Insecta, Hemiptera, Cimicidae. The record is from RefSeq and is a predicted model, not a curated record. The transcript is spliced from 9 exons.